Molecule: messenger RNA, 2017 nt
Organism: Colletotrichum scovillei
Lineage: Eukaryota; Fungi; Ascomycota; Sordariomycetes; Glomerellales; Glomerellaceae
Exons: 5
Coding region: 280-1650 (456 amino acids)
Source: RefSeq, a predicted model, not a curated record
AAAACCUGCACAUCCACCUCUUCACAAUAACUUCACCUUUCCCCCCCCAUCACAAACGCCUCUCCUCUGAGUAUCUUUCUUCGAUCCUAGGACCUUCCUCCUACGAUUGUACAUCCCAUCUUACCUCACUCUACACAAGUUUGUUUACUUGCCUCUCACCUGCGCGCUCUCUGCCUGUAGCUGGCCACCACCACCACCACCACCACCUCUGGAAAAUUCCCAUCCAAGCUCACGCGACCUCGACCCUGUUGACUGCGCUAUCCUCCCACAAGCUUCAACAUGGCCGCCUCUCCCGUUCAGAACCCCGCGGUCUCAGCCGAAUCCAAGUCAGCCAAGAAGAAGAAGGCCAAGGCCGCCGAGCGCACCGAGUCCCCUGCUCCUACUGCCUCUCCUGCCCCCGAGAAGGCUGACGCCUCCGACGAGUCCGGCGAGACUGCCUACAUUCGCGAGAUCCAGAAGAACAUUCGCAACACCACCAAGAAGCUUACCAAUGCCUCAAAGAUCGACAACCUGAUUGCCGAGAACGCUGGCAAGUCCCUCGACGACCUCGUCGCUGCUCGCAUUAUCAAUGCCGACCAGAAGGCGCAGUACCUCAAGAAACCUGCCCUGCAGGCCCAGAUCUCACAGUACGAGGAGCAGAUGGCCCAGUACAAGAAGAUCGACCAGGAGUACCGCACUCGUGCUACUGCUGAGAAGGCAGAGCUCGAGAAGUCCUUUGCCGAGAAGCUGGAGAAGGAGAAGGCCGCCGCUGUCGCCGAGGUGAAGGCUCAGCAGGCCCAGCAGGAGGGUGAUUCUAGCAAGAGCAUCAACAGCAAGCUCCUCACUCUGUCACAAUUCCUUCGUCUCGCUGCCGCCCGCCGCUCCGAGGAUGCUGACCAGAGCAACGAGGAGAACAAGGCCCUGGAGGGUGUUCUUCUCGCCAUCUACACGGGUGACGACAGUGCCGUCGCCACCAUGCUUAAGCUGAUUGACGGCGCCGAAGAGCAGACGUACAGCGUCAAUGGCGAGCUGCUCGAGACGACCUUCGGCCAAGUCAAGGCAGCUGCCAAGGCCUACAAGUCUCCUUACGACGAGCUUGCGCCCGCCGAGACCGAGACCGCUGCGACCGAAGCCGUUACCGAUCCGACCAUUGCCAACGCUACCGUGAACGAGAUAGAGGCUGGCGAUGUUGCCAUCACCAAUGGCCAGGCCGAGGAGGCGGCCACCGAGACCCCCACUAACGCCAACAUCGGUAGUGGCGCCGGUAACGCCGCCGGCGAGAAGUGGGAUCAGUCGGCCGAUAACAGCAUGUCGCUUUCUCAGGAAUGGGUUUCUGUUCCCCGCGAUCCUGCAGAGACCGAGACUGGUGUCGAGGCUACCCCCGCUGCCGUUUCCAACACGCAGUCCUGGGCCGAUGACCAGCCUGAGCACCACGAGACCCAGCCCGAGACCCCUGCUCCCGCUGCUGCCGACCCCAACGACGGCUUCCACCAGGUCCAGGGCCGCAACCGCGGCCGUGGCGAUCGUGAGGGAGGUUACCGCGGACGUGGUCGUGGUGAGUGGCGCGGCGGUCGUGGACACCGUGGCGAUGGCCGUGGCCGGGGAGGACGUGGCGGCCCUCGCGGCGGCUCCAUUUCUCAGCGUGGACCCCGUCGGACUGAAGAGUCAUAGAGACGCUCUGUCCGGCGGCGUUCUCUGGCCUCUCAGCGGUCAUUGGGUAGGCUCAAUUCCUACGCGGCGUCGCGCGUUACGCGACGGCGCAUUACGACUGGGGCAUGGCGACGCCCUUCGCAACGCGAUUUGCUACAAUGGCUUUGAUAGGUGUCAAGGCUGGUAAAGGAAUGGAUGGGUAAGGGAUGUUGUUUAAUGAACAAUCAAGGCAUUCGGUUCCCCUGUUCUGGUUUCUGGGCGGUUGGCAUGGCUGGCGGUGUUGGGUUGCGUGGCUUACGCUUGUACAAUACACAGCAUGACUUUCGGGGCCGGUAUACAAAAAAACAUACGGAAUGAGACAUUAAUACCCAAUAUCAUGAGACCCUAC